GUCUUUGCAAAGCUGGUAUAAAGAUAAGAAUGUAAUGCCCUCCCAAAUCCAAAAAGUUUCCUUCCUUUCUUACCACCAAGGCUUUUGGUUCUUCUCUUUCCUUUCCUACAGUUUCAUAUUCUCUUUCCUACAGUUUCAUUCACUGAGCGAGACAACACGUCCUUUUCUAAAGACGCAAAGACAAGAAAGCUUUCUCUCAGCUUUCCCGAAGCGCUUAUUCCAUUCUUUUAGCACCGUGCUCCAGUUAAACUUCUUUCGCUAUCGCUCUUCCCCCACCAGUCAAAAUGGUCUGCUUCUCCCAGCUCUUCACCCUCCUCAUCGCGACCGCUGCCGUUGCUAGCCCUGUCGACAUUGCCAGCAGCGCCCUCGAGGCCCGGCAGCAGGGGUCCAUGUACGUUUGCCGUUCUGGCGCCAAUAACGACGGGCAGGCUUACGGCACCGUCGGCAUGGAUAAGGCCAUCGGCUACUACCGCCAGGCCGGCAUUAAGGCCGGCGCGAGCGGCUACCCGAAACCCUUUGGCAACGCCGGUAACGUUUUGAAGUUUGCCAGCGGCUGCGGCUCGGACGUUUAUGAGCUGCCGCUCCUGGCCAGCGGGAGCGCCUACCUCUACAAUCAAAAGAAGACAGGCAACCCGCCUGGGCCCAUCCGGGUUUACUACACCUCGGCCUUGAAGUUCUGCGGCAUCGGCGCUAAGGAGAACCCGAACGGCUCUGGUAAUCCCCACAACUGCCAGCUGGCUUAAUCGGCAAAGAGCCAUCUUUUUCCUGGGCUUCUCUUUUUGUUGCUGGACUUCUUUGGUUUUUAUUUGUUAUAAGCGCGUUUGCAUUCGUGUUAUUAAGGUGGAGAAUUGCACGCAUUACAAGCAAGCAUAGCGGGUAAAAGCAUAGCGUAGUAGCAUAACGUAUCAUCCUUUUAAGUGCCAAAGUGUACCAAAUUGCAGAUUUUAAA
This is a messenger RNA of Gaeumannomyces tritici R3-111a-1, 949 nucleotides long. RefSeq lists its product as hypothetical. The transcript has a single exon. NCBI's taxonomy places the organism in Eukaryota, Fungi, Ascomycota, Sordariomycetes, Magnaporthales, Magnaporthaceae. Gene Ontology annotation, molecular function: RNA nuclease activity; RNA binding. The coding region runs from base 285 to 743 and encodes 152 amino acids. The record is from RefSeq and is a predicted model, not a curated record.